AAUCCCCAAAAAAGUCUCAAGCUUCAGAAAAUGAGCAACGGGCAGUUGGAGAAGCGUGUCUACAAAAUUGUUCUUACAGGAGGUCCUUGUGGUGGCAAAACAACUGGCCAAUCUCGUCUGUGCACAUUUUUCGAAAAUCUCGGUUGGAAGGUGUUCAGAGUACCUGAAACUGCUACUGUCCUACUCAGUGGUGGUGUCAAGUUUUCCGAUCUCACUGAAAAAGAAGCAUACAAAUUUCAAGAAAACUUGAUACGUACAAUGAUACAGAUUGAAAAUACAUAUUUUGAAUUAGGCAAAUCCAGUACCCGUAACUGUUUGAUUAUAUGUGAUCGGGGAGUAAUGGAUGCAAGUGCAUAUAUUUCCAAAGAAAAGUGGGAGAAAAUGAUGGCGUCCAACAAUUGGAAUCCUAUUGAAAUGCGAGACAACCGUUACAAUCAAAUUUUGCACUUGGUGUCAGCAGCUAAUGGUGCAGAAGAGUUUUACACCACCGAAGAACACGCGUGUCGGUCCGAAGGCGUCGAAUUGGCUCGUGAACUUGAUUAUAAAUCGGCCGCAGCUUGGGUUGGACAUCCUUAUUUCGAUGUUAUUGAUAACUCUACAAAUUUCGAGACAAAAAUGAAUCGCAUGAUAGAAAGCGUUUGUCAAAAACUAGGUAUUGAUAUAGGUGAUCGUCUACAAGCGACCUCUAGAAAACUCAAAUUUUUGGUUGCCACCUUGCCACCCGAUUCGGAAUUUCCUCCGUUCCAAGAUUUCGAUGUUGAACAUCACUACUUACAGUCUUCUGGGCCUAAAGUCCAGGCAAGACUUCGUAAGCGCGGACAGAAUAAUCACUGGAGCUAUAUACACACAAUCCGUCGACCAAAUGUACAUGGUCAAUCUCGUAUCGAGGUAAAAACACAAUUGACUCAGCGUGAUUACAUAAAUUUAUUAGCUCAGCGUGAUGAUGCUCACUUUACGAUUUACAAGAAGCGUCGCUGUUUCUUAGUCAAUAAUCAAUAUUUCCAAUUGGACAUAUAUAAGGAACCCAGUCACCCAAGGUGCAAGGGAUUAAUUCUCUUGGAAACGUAUUCUUCACUAUCUGGCGAGGCUUUACUAAAUUGUCUGCCAAAAUUCUUAAACAUAGUGAAGGAGGUUACAGGCGAUCCAGAUUAUUCCAUGUUUAAUUUAUCCUUGAAAGAGGAUUGGAGUAUCACGAAAAAAUUUUGCCAUUCUUUACAUGAGGACUGUUCCGGUUACAAAUCAAAGCAGCCUAGCGGAGUUUCGAAUAAACAAUUGGUUCUUAACGGUCAUGCCAAGGGUUAGUUUUAACUUA
This is a messenger RNA of Musca vetustissima, 1312 nucleotides long. It is a transcript of the gene Ttd14, whose product is annotated as TRPL translocation defect protein 14. The record is from RefSeq and is a predicted model, not a curated record. Lineage: Eukaryota; Metazoa; Arthropoda; Insecta; Diptera; Muscidae. Gene Ontology annotation, biological process: photoreceptor cell maintenance. Gene Ontology annotation, molecular function: GTP binding; phosphatidylinositol binding; phosphatidic acid binding. The coding region runs from base 31 to 1302 and encodes 423 amino acids. The transcript is spliced from 10 exons.